Messenger RNA from Anolis carolinensis (green anole), 2137 nucleotides. It is a transcript of the gene dennd6b, whose product is annotated as DENN domain containing 6B. Gene Ontology annotation, cellular component: recycling endosome. The transcript is spliced from 20 exons. NCBI's taxonomy places the organism in Eukaryota, Metazoa, Chordata, Lepidosauria, Squamata, Anolidae. Bases 1 to 1866 code for a protein of 621 amino acids. The record is from RefSeq and is a predicted model, not a curated record. Gene Ontology annotation, molecular function: guanyl-nucleotide exchange factor activity.
AUGGAGCCUCCGAGCGGCGCCCGCGUCCCCCGGAGCCCCUCUCCGCCCGCGGAGCCCCCUUCCCGCGCCCCGCCCUCGCCCUCCGCGCAGCCCUGGGCCCGCCUCUCCGCCUGGCUGGAGUGCGCCUGCGCCGUCACGUUCGACCUCGAGCUCGGGCAGGCCAUCGAGCUGAUUUACCCGCCGGAGCCGGCGCUCAGCGAGAAGGAGAAGACCAGCAUCUGCUACCUGGCCUUCCCGGACUCCUACUCAGGGAGCCUGGGGGACACGCAGUACUGCUUCCGCUUCCGCCAGUCCGGGGCCCGCCUCCGGGAGCCCCCCUGGGCCCAGAGCGCUGCCUACCGCAAGGAAGCCCCCGCCGCCCUGCAGCAGGAGACGGCCCACUACUUUGGCUACGUCUACUUCCGGCAGGUCAAGGACCCCUCCGUCAAGAGGGGAUACUUCCAGAAGUCCUUGGUGCUGGUCUCCCGCCUGCCCUACGUGAACCUCUUCCAGUCUCUGCUGCAGCUCGUUGCCCCGGAGUACUUUGACAAGCUGGAGCCCUGCCUGGAGGCGGUGUGCAGUGAGAUCGACCAGUGGCCCCCGCCAGUGCCUGGCCAGACGCUGAACCUGCCUGUGAUGGGCGUCGUCAUUCAGGUGCGGAUCCCCUCCCGGGUGGAGAGGCCCGACGCCAGCCCCGUCCAGGCCCUGAAGCAAGAGAACCUCCUGCCGGCCCCCCUCCUCCUGCCCAGCGCCUGCGAAGUGGACCUCUUCCGGUGCUUCCAGCCGGUCCUGAUCCACGUCCAGAUGCUCUGGGAGCUGGUGCUGCUGGGGGAGCCGCUGGCCGUGGUGGGCCCCUCGCCCGCCGUCUCCUCCGAGGUGGUCCUCGCCCUGACCAGCUGCCUGGCUCCCCUGAGGUACUGCUGCGACUACCGGCCCUACUUCACCAUCCACGACAGCGAGUUCAAGGAGUACACGACGCGGACUCAGGCCCCGCCGAACGUCCUCCUCGGCGUCACAAACCCCUUUUUCAUCAAGACGCUGCAGCACUGGCCUCACGUGCUUCGCCUCGGGGACCUCAAGAUGGCUGGGGACCUCCCCAAGCAGGUCAAGCUGAAGAAGCUGGCCAAGCUGAGGACGCUGGACGCCAAGCCUGGCCUCUACACAGCCUACCGGACCUUCCUGCACAAGGACAAGGCCCUGGUCAAGAAGCUUGUGAAGGGCAUCCACAAGAAGCGCUCCUCAGACGCCCAGAGCGCCCUCCUCCGGCGCCACUUCUUGGAGCUCACCCAGAGCUUCAUUUUCCCCUUGGAGCACUACAUGGCCGGCCUCAUGCCCUUGCAGAGAGCCAUCGGCCCCUGGAAGUGGGUGGGCACCACUCCCCUCCCCCCACCAAGGAGGCACCCGACGGCCUCAAGGCUCAGCCCUCCCCCUCCCUCUCUGUCUCUGCCCCCCACGCUGCCUGCCUGCGCUGCACAGAACCCCCCGCAGAUCCGCCCUUUCCGCCAAGAGGACUUCCUGAAGACCCUGGAGCACGCGGGGCCCCAGCUCACCUGCCUCCUGAAGGGGGACUGGAUGGGGCUGUACAGGCGGUUUUUCCGGUCCCCCAACUUUGACGGCUGGUACCGCCAGAGGCGCCGGGAGAUGACCCACAAGCUGGAGGCCCUGCACCUGGAGGCCAUCAGUGAGGCGAACAUCAAGGCCUGGAUGGAGGACAAGUCGGAGGCGGAGGUGGUGGACAUGGUGCUGAAGCUCAGAGAGAAGCUGGCCCGCGCCCGGCACCAUCUCCUCCCCGUGAAGGAGGAGGCCCUGCAGCAGGUGGGCCGCUCCGCCGGCACCCUGGUGGGCUCGCUGCCCGAGGACCUCCAGGCCGUCCUGCAUCACCAGUGAGCAGCGUGACCUGGAGGGGCCCCUCCCCACAGAGGCCCAGAGGGAUUCCACAGGAUCUAACCGGAGGGGUCUCUUUUGGGGAGGGGGCUCCACUGCUGCCGUGAGGGCAUGACCCACAGGAUCCAAUAUGGGGAGGAGCAAGCACUCUCUUCUCUCUGCAGACAUAAAUAUUUAUAUAUAGAUCUAUAUAUGUGUGGAGUGUGUGUGUGUGUGCAUUUGUGCACCUGCUACUGCGCAGUUGACAGUUCAGUAAAGGUUAAUUUUGAAAGAA